ACGGGAUGAAGAGAUGAGUGACAGCAACAACGAUGACGACUCCUCACUUUGUAAUGUAACAAACGCACCACACGACAAGCAGCAAAGAUGAGUUUGCGGGAGGUUGUGCAGAGUGUGGUGAAUGGCGGCGGUGGUGGUGUCGAGUGGACGGAUGUGGUGUUCUGGGCGAGCUGUGUGGCGGCAGCGCCCAUCUGGGGCGCAGCGGUGUUGUUCCCCAAGGCCAAGCAAACCUGUGUCCUGUUCCAGCACUGCAUGCUGGCGGCACUGCCGUUCGCGGUGGCCUUUUCAGUGCUUGUGAUGCAGCAGCUGGAGUGGUGGCUGACCCGCUUCAUUGCCGCAGACCUGUCACUGGCAUACCUCGUGCAGAGCUUCGCCCAGCCGUCCACCUUCCUGCUCCUGUGGCUGUACAUCCUUGGCUUUGACAUUGCCGUGUUUGGCUGGAUGCACCAGCGCCUCAUGCAGCGCCGCGCGCCGGCGCUGGAGAUGACCGUCUGGGGCCUCGUCACCGCAGUGUGCGCCCCGCUCGCGCUCGCGUGCUUCACCGCCCUCCACUACGCAACACCGCUCGUGGACCAGGCCUCGCCGCCUAAUGCUGCUGCUGCCAUCAAGAGGGACGAGAAGCAGAAGGAGAAGCAGAAGGAGAAGGAAGGCAAUGACGCCAAGAAGAUCACAAGCGAAAACGCCAGCAAGAAGCGGGACUAAUGAUGAUGGCCCAUCCUCUCCGCGGGCACCAUGGACCUCUGCCGCUGUAAACGGUAAGGUUACAGAUGGCACGGCUCAACGACUGCAAGACGAAUCAAAUGAAAGCAGCAAGCAGGAGAGACGUGACAAGAAGGAUCAUCUCUGUUGUCUUCGUGUGUUCUUCACACACACACACACACACACACACA
Molecule: messenger RNA, 890 nt
Organism: Salpingoeca rosetta
Lineage: Eukaryota; Choanoflagellata; Craspedida; Salpingoecidae
Exons: 1
Coding region: 88-702 (204 amino acids)
Source: RefSeq, a predicted model, not a curated record